GUGAAGAGGAGUUAAGGAGGAGAGCGAGAUUGAUAGCCCUUUUUAGCCAGCCGUCCAUCUGUUUCUUGGGCACGUUCGCUGGCUCCAAGGAAUAUGCGGCGGCACAGGGGCGGUGGUUGAUAGUCAACAUACAGAGACAAGAUGUGUUCCACAGCCACACGCUCAACAGAGACUGUUGGAAGGAUACACGCGUUCACCAUGUCAUCACAGAGUCAUACCUUUUAUGGCAGAAAAACGACGAUAGUCCCGAAGCUGAGAAGUACGAGGCGCUAUACCCAGUUAAACAAUACCCGUACGUCGCCGUACUAGAUCCCCACACCGGCGAGAAGGUGGCCGAGCUUUUCGUGGGAGUGGCAGUGAGCGCGGAUAUGUUCCUCAGUGCGUCGGAGCGGUUUUUGGAUGAGAAUAUACUGCCGAACGAACGCACAAAAAGGGAUCGUACCAAGAAAACCAAGCCGGUUAUGGAUCUGAGCGAAGAGGCGCAAAUCGCUGCUGCGAUUGCUGCGUCACUGGCCGAGGUUGCAGAAGAUACGUCUUGUAAGUACGGGUUUAUUAGUUACAAUUGGCAAGUAC
Molecule: messenger RNA, 573 nt
Organism: Sphaeroforma arctica JP610
Lineage: Eukaryota; Ichthyosporea; Ichthyophonida
Exons: 4
Biological process (GO): proteasome-mediated ubiquitin-dependent protein catabolic process
Cellular component (GO): nucleus
Molecular function (GO): ubiquitin binding
Source: RefSeq, a predicted model, not a curated record